Messenger RNA from Musa acuminata subsp. malaccensis (wild Malaysian banana), 3137 nucleotides. The record is from RefSeq and is a predicted model, not a curated record. Lineage: Eukaryota; Viridiplantae; Streptophyta; Magnoliopsida; Zingiberales; Musaceae.
CAAGGAUUUGAAGGAGAGCAUGCCCCCAGUCUCUCCCUCCAUUCUCCUCACACACCAUCCCUUCCUACCUUCUCAAAGUCAGCAAUCCUCCACAUCAAAACCCAUCUAGAGAGGGGAACAAAGAUCACAGCUUCCUUUUUCUGAAGAGAAUCUGGCAGUGACUCUCUCCAGUUCCUUUUGAUCUUGUUAGAUAGCAAAAUUAACUUCCUAGUAGAUUAGUAAGUGAAGUAAAGGAUCUGUAUCUUUGUUUUCCAUAAAAAUAUCUACUCUGCUCUCUGGUUCUCUGCAUCUUGUUCUUCUCCAGGAGGAGGGAACAGUAUGGAAACCAGAAACACCUACUGUUUCCAUUCCCUUUCAUUGCCUGGAGAUCUGAAGACGACCGUUUAUUCAGCUCUAUGAGGGCAUUCUGAAACCAUGAAAGAUGGGACUUCGAAGAAAAGCAAGCUCUCAUGGUCCAAGUCCCUUGUAAGAUGGUUCAACAUCAAGAGCAAAGCUGAGGACUUCCAUUCAGAUUAUGUCAGUAGAGGAGGCGAUGAGGAAUGGCGGGUCAGCAUCACAGGGACAGAAGCUUACUCUGUCAAGCAAAGCAAAACAGAGAGAUUGUCCAGGAAGAAGUCCGAUCAAGUUCGACGAGGAAAGAUCGAUCUUGUUGCCGCUGAAGUCACCGAAACCCAGCACUACAGGAUCUUCGUUGCAACAUGGAAUGUAGGUGGGAACUCCCCAAAAGGAAGUCUGAAUCUUGAUGAUUGGCUCCAUGCCUCACCUGCUGCAGACAUAUACGUCCUGGGAUUUCAGGAAGUUGUUCCUCUCAAUGCGGGAAAUGUUUUGGGGGCAGAAGACAAUGCUCCUGCAAGGAAAUGGGUCGCUCUCAUUAGGAAGACCCUCGACGGUCUUCCCGGCAAUGGCAGCAGCAGCAGCUACCAGACACCCUCCCCUGUCCCCAACCCAAUCAUGGAGUUGGACGACGACUUCGAAGGCGCGACGACGUCGAGACACCAGCAUUUGCUCCACCGCCGCUCGUUCCAGUCCUUGAGCCGUAGUUUGAGGAUCGACGGGGACGUCUUGGCCCCGCAGCCCCGGUUAGAUCGCCGGCAUAGCAUCUGCGAGCGUGUCAUUUUCGCAAACAGGCCAAGUGAUUACGACCCCAGCUAUCGAUGGGGUGGCUCCGACGACGACGACGACAACAUCAGUGGAGAUUACUCCCCUAGCAUGGCAGCACACUACUCGCCCAUGUCGUAUGGCCACGCAGCUUCCUCAUCCAUGGAGGGGCGAGAUAGACCAGGACAUCCAAGGUAUUGUUUGGUGGCAAGCAAGCAGAUGGUGGGGAUAUUUCUCACUGUAUGGGUGAGAGGAGAUAUAAGAGAGAGCAUAAGGAACCUAAAGGUCUCCUGUGUUGGUAGAGGUUUGAUGGGUUAUCUUGGGAACAAGGGUUCGAUUUCGAUUAGCAUGUGUUUGCACCAAACAAGCUUCUGCUUCAUCUGCAGCCAUUUGACUUCUGGGCAGAAGGAUGGAGAUGAGCUGCGGAGGAACUCUGAUGUGAUGGAGAUCCUGAGAAAAACAAGGUUCCCUCCGGUUCAUGGUGACAGGUCACCUGAGACCAUCCUUCAGCAUGAUAGUCGAAUAAUUUGGCUUGGAGAUCUAAAUUACCGCGUUGCUCUUUCGUAUCGCGCGGCCAAGGUACUUGUCGAAAUGCGUAACUGGAAAGCACUGCUGGAAAAAGACCAGCUUCGGAUAGAAAGGAGGUGUGGCCGCGUCUUCCGGGGUUGGAACGAAGGAAGAAUAUACUUCCCUCCCACAUACAAGUAUUCAAACAACUCGGACCGCUACGCUGGAGAUGACAUGAACCUCAAAGAGAAGCGUCGAACGCCUGCAUGGUGCGAUCGCAUCUUAUGGUAUGGAAGAGGCCUCAACCAGCUCUCCUACGUUCGUGGCGAGUCCAGGUUCUCUGAUCAUAGACCUGUUUCUAGCAUUUUUACAGCAGAAGUCGAGUCGAUUAAUCACCGCCGAAUACAGAACAUGGAUUGCGCUGGCUCUCAAGUAGACAUCGAAGAGCUUUUGCCCUUCUCAAAUGGUUACACAGAUCUCGGUUUCUUUUAAAGAUUGCAAGCGGUCAGAUUCUCUAAGCUCUAUCCAUCCAGAGUUCCUAGAGAACAAUCUCUGCAAUCAAACCAAGUUCAUGGACGUAUUUGCUUGUGGAAGACUGAUAGUAAACCUGGAUCACUGAAUCAAAAGUCAGCAACUUUUUGCUGUGGUCUUCUGACUGAUGGAAGAAGAGACUUCCCGUGAAGAAUAAUCGAAGGCAAAGAUGGAUACUCUUUUGACAACUUAUGUUUGAACUGUAUAGUAUCAAUACGUCUAAUAAUUUUCGUGUUGCUUUGUGUACCAACAGGUUGGGUGCAUUCAACCCUCAUAAUUCUUGACAGACCACGAUAGAUUUCAACAGUCAAAAGAAUAACCAGCAGAAGAAAAGCUACACUUACCCUAUGUAGUUUUCUCGGUCAACAUAACGACUGCAAGGUCCACAUGGAACAAGGAGUUCCUGACAGUCGCUGACCAACACUGACAUGGCAACAGUGGACUAUCAAAUUCACAGGUUAAAUUUUUUGGCAGCUUCUAUCACUUCUUCUUUAUAUAUUCUCUGUGAAGGAACAUGGGAAUUUUGCAGUUUGAGGUGGGGACAAACAGUAAUAACUGGCCAAUUCUUUUUCAUAUUUUACAAGUUGGGGACACUCAUUGCACUGCAGAUAAACAAGUGUCGAAGGUUAUGACACAAGAGCAUGGUCAAAGAUCUGAGCUGCAAAAGGCUAUUCUUUUUAUAUUUUGUGCAGAUAACCUGUGUUAUUUUCUUUCUUUAGUGUUGGAAGAAUUACAAGAAGAUAUAGAAGUACAGAUAUGAUCGUAACACUUGGAUUAUUGUUCUCUGAAAUCAGACUAAGAGUACAAAUCAAGUUUUUUUUUUUUUUUUUGAGAAUGUUGUAUCAUAAAGAGAGAGUCUUGUAGUGAUGGUGUAACCUCGUUAAUUCUCUAUUAGAAUCAUGUAGUAAGCUGGAGAUUGGCAUGGGGCUUGUGAUUCUCUCUUGUGAGUGUUGAAGUAACAAAUGGCUGAAUUAUGAUCACUGGGACCAUUAUUAAGUACU